CUUAUUUUCUUACUCUCUCUCUCUCUCUCUCUCUUUUUUUCUUUGUCUUUGUCUUUGUCUGUCCCUUACCGUGUUACUUUCCCUUUUAAUCCGUCCGCGCGUUAAUUCGACUACCAUCGAUGUCAGGGGUCAGAUGAUGAAAAUUUCUUUUCUCCGCCUGGUAGCCAGGUGAGAGAGUAAAAACGUCAGGCUCUAUGAAGGAUUCGAGGGAUCAGCUAAGAUGAGACGCUUCGACGAUGUUCGUGGUACGCGUAAAAUUGGAGCGUCACCUCCAUUUCGUGUCAUUACGACACGAGAUUCUUCCUAUCUCGGCACGUCCUUGUCGUCAUCGUCGAUCACAGCCCAACAAAGAUCGACAACAUCACCGAAAUUACAGCUUCCAGCUCAACCUCCAUCACCGCCACCACCAACCGCACCGGAACCAUACAAAUUGGUGCCAUCUGGUACAGCCCUUGGUAGGGCUCAUCGACGUUCGAGUUUCGUGAUAAUUGCCGAAAGUAGACCAGCCACCCCGGAAUCAAGAAGUGUCUCACCUACUCAGCCACCAGGAAGGGUUUCGCCGUUUCGAGGUCGUGGUUUCAAAGGUCCACCACCAAGAUCAAGACCUGACUCACCGGAUGAUUAUCUCGAUCCAAGAAAAAGUUAUCGGAGAAAUGUUCGCAGUGAUUCGAGAGCAUCACAGCAAACCAGUCCGAGGAAAAGUUUAAUACCACAACCAACCCAACGACGACGAUCGGUAUCGUUGAGUAAAACAAGUGAUGAAAGAGUUUCACCAAAAAUUGGGCGUCGAGGGGACCAAAAAAAUUGGUUGAGUGUUCAUGGAAGUUUCGACAACGUUAGUGAUUCUCGAAGAGGUAAUCUUGUUAACGAUGUGUCCAGAUUGAGACGAGAUCGAUCAGGAAAAAUACCAAGCAAACUUUCACCAAUCCGAGGUACCCCAACAAAAGUGGAUAAGUCAAACACCCGACCAAUAACGAGAGAUCCGAAAAAUGUGAAAAAUCUUCAACGAAAUACAAUGACUGGGACACCCGGUGCACGUUUUAUUUCUCCACCAAAAAAUACUCAGAAAAGGGAAAGGUUCAUAACAAACGAUGACAAUACGGUACCUUCGAAAACAUCCAAAAUACCAUUGAAAAACAAUGGAUCCAGUAAAGUUUCAUCCAGUAUCAGCAUGCCUGAAAUGUCGAAGAACAAGAAAACCGAUGACAGUGAACAAAUGAUCGAAGUUGAAGAAAUGAAUAAUGGAACUAACCAGGAACGAUCAAGCAACGAUAACAUCAAUAAUAACGAUCAGAUCGGUUUAACGGAUCUUUUGAAAAGAACUUCUGGUGUAACUGGUACGUCAAGUGUUGUUAAUACUACAACAACGACAGCAGUGCAACCUCUUCGUAUCGAUAAUUCAAGAAUUCCAAUAGAUUCAACGAAAAUUGAAGGACAAUUAAUUGACGUGACGAGAAAAUCCGAGUCGUCGGUGUUGAAAAAUGAUACAAACGGUAGAUCAAAAUUACAGGGUGGCCAAAAUGAAGAGAAACAUCAUAGAAAAAAGAAUACGACAGGUUAUGAAACACCAACGAAAACAAACAACGAACGUUAUUCGGCAACGAGCAAAGAAGGAACCAGUGAUUCUUCGGCCAGCUCGAACAAUGCAAUUAAAUCACGUUUGAACAGUGGACGGAUAAAUAAAGGUUAUAAUCGUACGACUAGUCGCGAACGUCUCGAUGGAAAGGAAAUUGAUUCUGCCAGUUCUAAAGGUUCCAAUUCGAAAAAUCAAAAGAAUAUGAAGAACAAUAACAAACGAGCAAUUGUUGACGAAUUUUCACCAGUUUCAAAUACUUCUUUGUUAGAAGACAAUACCAAACAAAUGGAACUCGAACAAGUCAAAUUAGAAAGGAUUAUUAACGAUGGAAAAUCCAAUACGAAUAACGACGUGAUUUUAACUACUACGGGCAAGAUUGGUGGAAAUACGAGUGGUCUAAUUAACAAUAACAAAAACAACAACGAUGGUAAUUCAUCUUCGAGAUUAAACAAAUUAGCUGGUAGUAAAAUGCUAACUGAAGCUACCGUUGAAAAUGAAACAAAAGAAAAGGUUAACGAUCAAAGAGAACAUAAUUUGGGUUUGACAAACGACACGGAAAGAAUAACUGGAACAAUGUCGUCGAUGAAAACGGGUAAUAACGAGACAACGAAUUCGACAAUAUCGCGAACUAAUGGAAUUUCUGUGAAAUCCGUUGGUGACCCUGCUACUAUCGGGAAUGUUCCUAUUAAAGGGUCUCAACGUCGAAAUAAUGAGAAUCAUGAUGAAAAUACACUACAAAGAUCAUUGACUCGGCUUUCAACUGGUUCGAAUGAUAGCGAACGAUCCACUGAUACUGGAGUUAGUGUUGAUACUGUUAAAGGAGUUUCCUCACCGAGAGUGAAAAGGGGGAUGCAUAUCGUCAAACGACCGGAUGAAAUCGAAACUCUGAGUGGAAAUGUCAUGAGACCAGAACAAAAUGGUGACCCCACGUAA
Messenger RNA from Polistes canadensis, 2509 nucleotides. RefSeq names its product myosin-G heavy chain-like. The transcript is spliced from 4 exons. Lineage: Eukaryota; Metazoa; Arthropoda; Insecta; Hymenoptera; Vespidae. The record is from RefSeq and is a predicted model, not a curated record. Bases 221 to 2509 code for a protein of 762 amino acids.